Molecule: messenger RNA, 4173 nt
Organism: Nanorana parkeri
Lineage: Eukaryota; Metazoa; Chordata; Amphibia; Anura; Dicroglossidae
Gene: SLC12A2
Product: solute carrier family 12 member 2
Exons: 27
Coding region: 211-3705 (1164 amino acids)
Biological process (GO): sodium ion transmembrane transport; sodium ion homeostasis; cell volume homeostasis
Cellular component (GO): membrane
Molecular function (GO): ammonium channel activity; sodium:potassium:chloride symporter activity
Source: RefSeq, a predicted model, not a curated record
GGGAGGAGGAACAUCUGUGACAAAACACAGCAGCAUCUGCUGCACUGUUAGCUAUUUGAGAAUGAGAGGAGUUGAAGUUUAGGGGUUUUGUUUUCAAAGUCUAGAUGUGUUCACUUCGAUAUUUUACACUUGUUCAAUUUACUUCCACAGUUGUUACAUUGGUACCACAGACCUCUUCGUAGUCACGGAGCAGCAGAUAAGCAGCAGCACAUGGAGAAGAAGACGAGUAUAGCCUCGGCACAAGCUGAGCAAGGAAAAUCUUCCACCUCGCCUCCUCGCUCUCAAAUCCUGCGCUCCUCUCCCCCGCCACCUUCUGUUAAGGAUGGAGAUGAACUACAAAUUGAUGACGGACAAGGAAGACCCCUGGGUCCCACUCCAAGCCAAAGUCGCUUUCAGGUAGACCCGGUGUCUGAAACUUCCCGAGAUUCGUCUUCUUGGGACCAAGAAGGAAUAGCACCCGUUGCUGAUGGCCUCACUCAUAGGGGUCGAGGAAGCUCUGGUGGAGAGGAGGCUAAAGGACGGUUUAGAGUAAAUUUUGUGGACCCGGCAGAUCCUGAGGGGAGCUCUCCUGAGAUGCCAAGUGGGGAAGGAGGUGGCGGGGUAAGCUUUCAGAAUGGAGAUACAGUACUUAGCGAAGGUAGUGGAACUGGUCAUCACUAUCACUAUGAUACUCAUACUAAUACUUAUUACCUGCGGACUUUCGGGCACAACACGAUCGAUGCUGUGCCAAGGAUUGAUCACUACCGACACACAGCUGCAGACCUUGGGGAGAAGCUGCUGAGACCCAGCUUGGCAGAGCUGCAUGAUGAAAUUGACAAGGAACCAUUUGAAGAUGGUUUUGCAAAUGGAGACGAAGGGACACCAACUGGAGAUGCUGUGACCAACCAUGUUGCAGAAAGUAAAGGAGUGGUGAAAUUUGGUUGGAUCAAAGGUGUACUGGUACGAUGCAUGCUGAAUAUAUGGGGUGUGAUGUUAUUCAUCCGGUUGUCGUGGAUUGUUGGACAAGCUGGAAUCGGUUUAAGCAUUGUAGUCAUUGCAAUGGCCACUGUGGUGACUACUAUUACCGGAUUGUCUACUUCAGCCAUCGCUACAAAUGGGUUUGUAAGAGGAGGAGGUGCAUACUACCUAAUUUCUCGAAGUUUGGGACCAGAAUUUGGAGGUGCUAUAGGACUAAUUUUUGCAUUUGCAAAUGCUGUUGCUGUUGCUAUGUAUGUGGUGGGAUUUUCCGAAACUGUUGUGGAAUUACUGCAGCAAAGCAAUGCUGUGAUGGUGGAUGAAAUAAAUGACACCCGAAUCAUUGGUGCAAUAACUGUUGUUCUUCUGUUGGGUAUCUCUGUAGCAGGCAUGGAGUGGGAAGCAAAAGCUCAGAUAGUACUGCUGGUGAUAUUGUUGCUGGCAAUUUGUGACUUCUUUAUAGGAACAGUCAUUCCCAUGGAGGACAAGAAGGCUACAGGAUUCUUUGGUUAUAAAGCGGAAAUAUUCAGUGAAAAUUUUGGACCAGCUUUUCGAAAUGAUGAGACAUUCUUUUCCGUCUUUGCCAUUUUUUUUCCUGCUGCAACUGGUAUCUUAGCAGGAGCCAAUAUCUCAGGUGACCUCGCGGACCCUCAACUAGCCAUACCUAAAGGAACCCUUCUGGCCAUUCUUAUAACGACUUUAGUCUACAUGGGAGUUGCAGUAUCUGUGGGUUCAUGUGUUGUACGUGAUGCAUCAGGGAAUGUUAAUGACACCCUUUCUGCGGCCGUGACAAACUGUACAGAUGCAGCUUGUUCAUUAAACUACAAUUUCUCAUAUUGCAAACCUGAAUGUCCAUAUGGACUCAUGAAUAACUUCCAGGUCAUGACCAUGGUGUCUGGGUUUGCACCACUUAUUACAGCUGGAGUCUUCUCUGCUACUCUCUCUUCUGCUCUUGCCUCAUUAGUGAGUGCACCAAAGGUCUUUCAGGCCUUGUGCAAGGACAACAUUUAUCCUGGUCUUCAAGUGUUUGCCAAGGGAUAUGGCAAGAACAAUGAACCACUGCGUGGCUAUCUCCUUACAUUCCUAAUUGCACUGGGAUUCAUAUUAAUUGCUGAACUAAAUGUGAUUGCUCCUAUCAUUUCAAAUUUCUUCUUGGCAUCAUAUGCCUUAAUAAACUUCUCUGUGUUCCACGCUUCACUUGCCAAGUCUCCAGGUUGGCGUCCAGCCUUCAAAUACUACAACAUGUGGGUAUCACUCAUCGGCGCCCUCCUUUGCUGUGGCGUCAUGUUUGUCAUCAACUGGUGGGCAGCACUUUUAACAUACGUCAUAGUGAUUGGAUUGUAUAUAUACGUUACCUACAAGAAGCCAGAUGUGAAUUGGGGAUCUUCAACACAAGCCUUGACCUAUCUGAAUGCACUACAACACACUAUCCGGCUGGCCGGUGUGGAAGACCAUGUGAAAAACUUCAGGCCGCAGUGUCUUGUUUUGAGUGGUGCACCAAGUUCACGGCCAGCUCUUCUACAGCUAGUUCAUGCCUUUACGAAGAAUGUUGGUUUGAUGAUCUGCGGGCAUGUGCAUAUGGGUCCUCGUAGACAAGCCCUAAAGGAAAUGCUUACAGAUCAAGCAAGAUAUCAGCGAUGGCUUAUUAAACAUAAAACGAAAGCUUUCUAUUCUCCAGUGCAUGCAGAAGACUUGCGGGAUGGAGCCCAAUAUCUCAUGCAGGCUGCUGGGUUAGGACGUAUGAAACCAAAUACUCUCGUUGUUGGCUUUAAGAAAAACUGGCUUCAGUCUGAUAUGAAAGAAGUGGAAACCUACAUUAACCUAAUGCAUGAUGCAUUUGACUACCAGUAUGGUGUAGUUGUUAUCCGACUCAGAGAAGGCUUAGAUAUUUCACAUCUCCAAGGACAAGAGGAAUUACUGUCAUCUCAAGAGAAGUCACCUGGUGUCAAAGAUGUGAUCGUAAAUGUAGACUACAGUAAAAAGGCUGAGGCAGAGUCUUCGAAACAGUUCUCAAGUGACACAAGUCCUAUGAUGAGAAAAGAUGAUGAAGACGAUGGGAAAACACCUACACAACCUCUUUUGAAAAAAGGCUCCAAAGGACGAGGUGUAGCUCUAAAUACUACAGACCAGAAACUUCUGGAUGCCAGUUUACAGUUCCAGAGAAAGCAAGGCAAAAGUACCGUUGAUGUGUGGUGGCUCUUUGAUGAUGGAGGUCUUACAUUGCUGAUACCUUAUCUGUUUACUACAAAAAAGAAGUGGCGUGAUUGCAAGAUCAGAGUUUUUAUUGGUGGAAAAAUAAACAGGAUAGACCACGACCGCAGAGCGAUGGCAACGUUACUUAGCAAGUUCAGGAUUGACUUCUCUGAUAUCGUGGUCCUCGGUGAUAUCAACACAAAGCCAAAGAAAGAAAAUGUUGCAGCCUUUGAGGAGAUGAUUGAACCGUUUAGACUUCAUGAAGAUGAAAAAGAACAAGAUGUAGCUGACAAAAUGAAAGAAGAAGAACCAUGGAGAAUAACAGAUAAUGAGCUAGAGCUGUACAAAACAAAGACACACCGACAGAUCCGGUUAAAUGAGUUGUUGAUGGAGCACUCAAGCACAGCCAGCGUCAUUGUCAUGAGCCUUCCAGUUGCAAGAAAAGGCACAGUGUCCAGUGCACUUUACAUGGCUUGGAUAGAGGCGCUUUCUAAAGAUCUCCCACCGAUCCUACUUGUCCGUGGAAAUCACCAGAGUGUCUUAACAUUCUAUUCCUAAGUGCUGCCAGCUGCAGAGCCUGAAGUGGUACUUCGGCGGCUGGAGCGCUAAGUAUCAUUGCAUUCUCUGAACCCUAGAAUGUCUUUCUCAAUUAAAGAGACUUGAAGGCUCACAGAAGAAAGUAACUAAUUCCAGGCUUGAGAAAAUUUUGCAGUUGCACUGCUUCUGUUACAUGACCGGUGGAUCUUGGCUUCAUAAGGGAGAUUCCUAUGUAUGGGACUCAAAUACAUGGAAGUUUAUUUCUUUGCUACUUGAACAGCAGCAAUAAAAGUGUGUUUGUUUUUAUUUUGACCAGUGAAAGGAUUCUAGAUUUGUAAAAAAGAAAAAACAACAACAAAAAAAGCCUUUAGCCUUGAGGUGCCUUUUUGAAAAUUAACCAAACGUCAUCCAUACCCCCAUUUAUUUUUUUUAUAUAAAUCUUGUAUAGAAUGUACAAUCUGCCUUUCAGCUAGGACUUUAGAUCAAAAA